This is a messenger RNA of Ostertagia ostertagi, 1140 nucleotides long. The record is from the annotation of a GenBank genome assembly. Lineage: Eukaryota; Metazoa; Nematoda; Chromadorea; Rhabditida; Trichostrongylidae.
AUGCGUUUCGCCAUUCUCUUGGCCCUGGUUGGGCUCGCCGCUGCCGCCGUUCAUCAGCAUCAACUCAUGUGGCGAAAAUCGAGGAAGAUCGAAAUGAUCGAACGAGGCGAGUAUGCCGCUUACGUCGAGUACCGUAACUCUCUCCGUGCCGCCAAUCUGGCCAGCCUUGGACAAUCGGUAUCUGACUCUACGGAGACUACGAGUACGUCGGUAACAUCACAAUCGGCACACCCAGCCAGCAGUUUGUCGUUGUACUCGACACCGGCUCAGCCAACCUCUGGAUACCGGAAACCGCUUGCGAUUGGUGGAGCCGGAUCCCUUUACAACCUUCACUGUACAUCUUGCAACAAGAAGCAUAAGUUCGUGUCUACGUCUUCGUCCACAUUCGUGAAGAGCACAAAGACCUGGACGAUCCAGUAUGGUUCUGGAGAUGCCAAGGGAGUGCUAGGAACUGAUACCGUUAAGUUCGGUGGAGCUAAGGAACAGCAGCUGUCUGUGCCAAAAACCACCUUCGGACUGGCUACACACAUCUCGGCAGACUUCAAGAAUGACCCAACUGACGGUAUCCUUGGACUUGCCUUCACAUCUCUUGCCGUCGACAAGGUUGUACCUCCGCUUAUCAACGCUAUCGACCAGAAGCUGCUCGACCAGCCACUGUUCACCGUAUGGAUGGAGCACCGUGGAAAUCUCAAUGGAGCUCCAGGAGGAAUCUUCACUUACGGCGCUAUCGACACCAAGAACUGCGGACCAAUCACCGCCUAUCAGCCACUCUCCUCCGCCACUUAUUAUCAGUUCAAGAUGGCUGCCGUCGGUUUGGGAGCAUAUAAGAACACCAAGGCCUACGAAGUGAUCUCUGACACCGGCACCUCCUUCAUCGGUGGACCAAAGGCAGUCACUGAUGCUUUGGCUGCGGCUGCUGGAGCUAAGUACAGCGCUGCUGAGACCUACACGAUUGCCUGUAACGCUAAGCCAGCCACACUUGACGUGACCAAUUCGCGAACAAAGUCUUACCUAUUGAGCCCGCUCAACAUAUAUUUCGUCAGCGCUAUGAGGCUGGAAACCAACCAAAUGUCUUUCGCGUAUCUUCCCGUAUCGAAUUCGGGCCGGGUCGUUCGGCGUCCAUCUGCAUUCUUGUGCUGA